AUGAACACUGAUGAACAGUCAAAGUCACAAGAUAAAAGUGUUUAAUGUCAAAUUGGAUGUGGACAGUGCUACCAAGUGUAGUGUCGAUCUCUUUUCGGUAGAUUUUUAGGCGAAAUUUUUUGGUAGAUGGUAUACCAAAAAGCAAAAGCUUGUCGGUAAUUGAAAGUUGAAGGUCUAUACUUGUAUUUUUUGGUAGAUUUGGUGUCAAAACCGGUAUAUAGUUCGGUAAAACAGGAUUUAAAAUCAGUAGACCUGAUAACACUUGACAUAGAUUUUGUUUGCAUUAUAUGA
Messenger RNA from Acanthoscelides obtectus, 291 nucleotides. The record is from the annotation of a GenBank genome assembly. NCBI's taxonomy places the organism in Eukaryota, Metazoa, Arthropoda, Insecta, Coleoptera, Chrysomelidae.